This is a messenger RNA of Syzygium oleosum, 2298 nucleotides long. RefSeq names its product cytokinin hydroxylase-like. Lineage: Eukaryota; Viridiplantae; Streptophyta; Magnoliopsida; Myrtales; Myrtaceae. Gene Ontology annotation, molecular function: heme binding; oxidoreductase activity, acting on paired donors, with incorporation or reduction of molecular oxygen; iron ion binding. The record is from RefSeq and is a predicted model, not a curated record. The transcript has 11 exons. The coding region runs from base 1 to 2298 and encodes 765 amino acids.
AUGAGGCACCUUAUGGAGCCGUACGGUGGUCUUACUUCAAUUAUAGCAGUGUUGAUCUUAAUCCUCUUCAUGGUUCUCGUGAGACUGUCGAUCACCUGGUGGAUUUCGCCCCUCCGAGCUCAAAGGAAGCUGAGGAAAAAGGGGUUUGGGGGUCCAACCCCGAAUUUUCCUCUAGGGAAUAUCAUGGAGAUGAAAAAGAAGAGAAAUGUUUCCGAGGCAUCUCUGUUGAAGCAGCUGAUAACUCAUGAUAUUCAUUCCACUGUGUUUCCUUACUUUGCUGAGUGGCAAAAGUUGCAUGGGAAGGUGUUCAUCUACUGGCUGGGCACUAAGCCGUUUCUCUACAUCGCAGACCCCGAAUUUCUUAAAAACAUGUCUGUCAUAGUCAAGGGUAAAAACUGGGGAAAGCCCGAUGUGUUCAAAUUGGAUAGGAAGCCAAUGUUUGGUAAUGGUCUUAUAAUGACCGAAGGUGAUGAGUGGGUUCAACGCAGACACAUCAUAACCCCAGCAUUUUCUCCAUCCAAUUUCAAGGUAAUGACAAACAUCAUGGUGGAAUCCACGAAGAGAAUGCUAACAAAGUGGGUUGAUCUCACAAGCUCUGGACAUGCAGAACUUGAUGUGGAAUGCGAGAUUACGGCCACAGCCGGGGAAAUCAUCGCUCAAUCAAGCUUUGGCAUAAGCCCCCAAGAAUGCACCAAAGUUCUUGAAAAGUUAAGAGCCCUACAAUUUACUCUCUUCAAGACCAACCGCUGUGUGGGGGUACCCUACAACAACUUCAUGUACCCUAAGCAUACCCUAGAGGCCAAAAGGCUUGGGAAGGAAAUCGAUGAUCUCUUAAUGUCCUUCAUCAUGGAGCGGAGGAAGAGUGCGGACACCAGGAAUGAGCCUAGGGAUUUACUCGGGGUGUUGCUCCAAGAUAGUCACAAUGAAGAUAACAAAAGGCUAAGGAAGAAGUUAUCUACAAGAGAACUAGUGGACGAAUGCAAGACGUUCUUCUUCGGGGGCCAUGAAACAACAGCGUUGGCGCUAACCUGGACGCUUUUUCUCCUGGCAUUAUAUCCAGAGUGGCAGAAGCAAUUGAGAGAAGAGAUUGAAGAGGUGGUAGGAAAUAAAGAGUUGGAAGUCGCCAUGCUUGCUGGACUCAAGAAGAUGGGAUUGGUGAUGAAUGAGGUUUUACGCCUAUAUAGUCCAGCCCCGAAUGUACAAAGGCAAGCAAGGGGAGACAUUCAGGUCAAUGACUUCAUAAUCCCCGACGGAACGAACAUAUGGAUUGAUGUCGUGUCCAUGCACCACGACCCGACUUUAUGGGGUGACGACGUGAGUGAGUUCAAGCCGGAGAGGUUUGAUGGCGACAGCCACGGCAGAUGCAAGCACAAGAUGGGUUUUUUGCCAUUUGGGUUCGGUGGGCGGAUGUGCAUCGGCAGAAACUUGAUGAUGAUGGAGUACAAGAUUGUUUUAUCCUUGGUCCUCUCUAGGGUCGAUAUGGGGGAUAAAGACACAAUUAUCGGCAUCAUUGUUCGCUAUGGGGGAGAAUUUGUCAUCGGCACUGACGAUGAUGGUGAAUCUAAUGAAGGGGCUGAGGGAGGAGACGUAAGGGAUGGUGCUGCUUUACCUAGUACUCAGGUUGGUGCUAGUUCUAUUAUAGAUGAAGCUGGACAUGAGAGGGAUGAGAGGGAGGCAAGCCAUGCAGCGAGUGAAGAGUUCACUGGAUUUGAGUUCACUGGAUUGUCGUGGGAAGUUGUUGCAUCUAGUGAAUCUGAUGAUGAGGGUGUGACAAAUCUGCACUUGGAGGAUUGCAUGAAGCUGAACCAGGACAUAGCAUUGAUGGAGCUCCAGCUGAAGAAUGAUAAUUCUGAAAAUCAGCAUGAAGAUGAUGAUCCCGUUGUGCGCAGAAGGAAACGUCUGAAAUUUUCUGAUGCCAAACAAUUCAAAGAAGGGAUUAUCAAGUAUUCAAUAGCUGAACAUAGGACUCUUCAGUUUACUCGAAAUACGCAGGACUAUGGUGUGUGCAAGGGAGAAUUGUUGGCUGUCAUUGGGAGGGAUGGCAAUAAUCAGAUGUUUCUAAUUGCUUGGGCUGUUGUGAAGGUAGAGAGCAAGGACACUUGGUCAUGGUUCCUGAAAAAUUUGAUGGCGGACCUUGAGAUCACUAAUGGAGGAGGUUGGCCAUUCAUGAGCGACCAACAAAAGGGACUUCUUCCUGCUCUAGCUGAGUUGAUGCCAUUUGCUGAACAUAAGAUGUGUGCGAGGCACAUAUAUGCAAACUGGGCAAAGAUCUACAAAGGGGAGAAACUACAGAAGUAA